Messenger RNA from Owenia fusiformis, 3118 nucleotides. The record is from the annotation of a GenBank genome assembly. NCBI's taxonomy places the organism in Eukaryota, Metazoa, Annelida, Polychaeta, Sabellida, Oweniidae.
CAAAAACACAGAUUGAGUCGUUUUCAACUAGGCCCUAUUGAUAAUAAAAUGCUAGUCUUCGUUAUACUGAACACUUGACAGCAAUAUGAAUAUAUUCGGAAGAUCAGAGUUGAGUCCUGAAGAGUUGAGUAGAGAAGAUUGGAUCAGGAAGACUAUAACUGCAGAGUUUGCUGGAGCAUUAAAGGCUUUACAGAAAGAACAUAUCAACAAAGAUGAAGUCAUUCAUAGUGGGGACCAUGCCAAUGCAGUAUGCAGUGCUUUGGAGGCUGUUUUCCUACAUGGCCUCAAAUCAUCCAUUGGGAGUAAGAUCUCAUCCUACUUAGGAGGACCUACCCCUGAUAUCAAGGAGAAUGAACUGGAUUUCUGGAAUUUCCUGUGUAAGUUCACCCACAAGGAUGUCAUAUCUCAGCUUACCCAUCUAGGCCAGAUCACAACAACUGUUGGCAUGUGUAGGGCCUGGGUCAGGAUGGCAUUGAAUGAUUAUCUCAUGGAGAGCUACCUUGAUGCAAUGCUUAAAGACAAGGCAACUGUCAAAUACUUCUAUAAGAGGACGUCAUAUCUGCGGGAUGAAGAACAACCAGAAAUUCUGAAGUCAUAUCUACUAAGUUUGACUUCAUACUCUUUCCAACUCUCCUACAAUUCUAGUGUCUUGAAUAUUUGGACCCCCACCCCUUUGAUACUAUGUGGGUUACUGGAGUCCCAACCAACGCCAAGGGCAGUUGUAUCAAGGACAGUGUCUGUAUCAAGUGCCACGGACAUGGCCUGCUCACCCCCUCCUGCUCCUGUCAUUGAAAUACCCACAGAGGAUACGAGUCCUAUACAUGUACGAAGCACAAAGCCACGAUCCCGCUCUGGAAGUGGCCGCCACGGGGUUGCGCCAUCUAAACAUCACACUGAGACUGCAUCUGUGGAAAGUUCCCCUUUGACUGUUGAAAAUCUAUCCAACUUUUCAACACCAAAGGUUCCACCUAAUACACCAUAUGGAACUGGUGCUUUAACAGGUAAAGACAUUGAAGACAUGAGAAAGCUAGCAAUGGCUGUUAAUGCUGUGGCUGGCUCAGAGAGCUCUGGAGCAAGUCCCAUCUCAUGCCCUGACCCUGAUAAUGUACGUGGUAGGGCUAUAGAUGAGUCUCAUGUGCUCCAACAGGACCAAAUAGAACCAGAGUUGGAACCAAUUGAGAAAUAUGAAGCAAGGAUGAAGAAACGGGAAGAAGAUGCUGCGAUUGAGGAAUUCCUCAAGAUGGAGAGACAAAAGAUUGAAGAGAAGGUUCUAGCUGGAGAGGCUGUGGAUGAUAAACCUGUUGAAUCUAAAGCAGAGGCUGAAAGUAAAGAAGAUGCAUCAAAAACAGCAAAAGGAACUAUAGGUAUAGGUCUACCUGAUAUACUGUCAGAGAGGAUAAAAUCUGAAGCACUGGAUCCUGUCACAACGACUGCUAUGGCAACAACUAUUGAAACAAUACCAGUCACAAUUCCAUCAAAAUUACGUGAAAGUUUUUCGGACACUGAUAGUAAUCGUGAAAAAGAAUCAAAUCAAGAUGACAAGGGAAGUUCAGAAGAUGGUAAAGAGAGUGAAAUAUUACCUGGAAGUCUGGGUAAUAACCUUGGUCUCGGCCAGAUGACUGGUUGGUCCUCUCAGUUUGAUGGUGACCAAGAUGCCAAUGAUAGCCAACUAAAUGAUUCUACUGAAAGUCAAACUACAAAACCUAAAGCUCAAAGUUUCCGGUCACUUCUCAGCCAAUACACACCAGAUGCCAGCACUAUUUCUUCUGCCAAAAUGUCUGACAUUCUCGAACAGCACCCCAUUCUCGAUGACAACACCCCAGAGGAAUCUAGUCCAAGUGGUGCUGACAUGGUAGAUACACCAAGCGACUAUGAAGUUAUCCCUGUAGGAAGCUCCCCUAUGUCUGAAUUUGCAGACCCUCGAACACAGGCCCUGGUUCAAGUAAUAGGCCACAUAUGUAAUGAGAAAGGAUUAGACCAGCAGAACUACCAGUGCAAGGGCUGCAGUAGACCAAUAGGAAUAAUAUAUGGGCGCGCUAGAGUUUGCUCUUAUGAUGGUGCUUAUUAUUGUUAUGAAUGCCACGAAAAUGAUGAAUAUGUAAUCCCCUCACGCAUAGUCCAGAACUGGGACCUACGGAAACAUAAAGUUUGUAAGUUCACCAAAGAUUUCCUGCAUGAGAUUGAGGAGCAACCUCUUAUCAACAUUCAACAGUGCAAUCCUAAACUUUAUGAGCAUGUCAAUGAACUAAAUGAUAUUAAAUUGCUGAGAACACAACUAAGUUCUCUCAAGUCAUAUUUAUUCACUUGCAAGCAGUCUAUAGCUGAUGAUCUACGGAAGAGGGUCUGGCCCAAGGAGUACCUUUACAACGACAUUCACAUGUAUUCUCUUGCUGAUUUGCUUCAAGUGCAGAAUGGGGGUCUUGCUCAGAGUUUAAAGAAGAUUAUCAAAUAUGCCAGCAAACAUGUCUAUGACUGCACCCUUUGUAGUCAGAAAGGAUUCCUCUGUGAGAUUUGUGAUUCCCCUAAAGUGAUUUUCCCAUUUGAAGUGGAAAUAACCAUACAGUGCAAAGAAUGCAAAGCUGUGUUCCACAAAGACUGUAAACUAGAUUCUAAAAACUGCCCAAAGUGUGAACGCAGAAAACAACGCCAAAUGAAAUCAGGAGGUCAAAGUAUCACGACUCCUGAUACAAUGGAUUAUGGGUAUCUGCCCCAGUUUAUCACGCAAUAAUGAAACUUGGGUCAGAUCGACUUCCUGAUUGGAUGAUUCUUUCUCUUGUAAACUUGCUCAGAAUAUCAAUUAAUGUGAGGUAGAUGUCUGUAAAAUGUGAGGUUAUUAGGGAUGUUAAUGUACAUGCUUUUUAACUUGAGAACUUGUACGAUCCUCUGGAGAUUAGUUUUCCCCUUUGGAGUAUUACUUGCUCAAUAAGUAAAAAGGGCUAAGAAAAGUAGUUGAAACUCUGGAAGAAUGAAUUAAGAGGGUGACAGCUAUCCCUGGGAUCAUAAACUUAUACAUUUAAGUACAAGUUCUCUUUAAAACAUGUAGCUUAUAAUCUCCCUAUUGGCUCUAAAUUGGGAGUCAGCUUGUGCAAUAUACAUGUACAUAUGGUGUACAGUAUUC